Molecule: messenger RNA, 2601 nt
Organism: Lathyrus sativus (Indian pea)
Lineage: Eukaryota; Viridiplantae; Streptophyta; Magnoliopsida; Fabales; Fabaceae
Source: the annotation of a GenBank genome assembly
AUGACUUCAUUUCUGUUUGGUAAAGGUUCAAAACUGAAGGGAACUGUAGUGUUGAUGCAAAAGAAUGUUUUGGACAUUAAUGAGCUCACUGCAGCUCAAAGCCCUGGCGGUAUCAUCGGUGGCACCAUUGGUGCCAUCGGUGGUAUCGCUGGCUCUAUAAUUGAUACUGCCACGUCUUUCUUGGGUCGCUCUGUGUCUCUUAGGUUGAUCAGUGGUACCAGUGCCGAUGCAAGUGGAAAGGGAAAAGUGUCAAAAGAGGCAUUCUUGGAAGGUAUUCUUACCUCCAUACCAACGUUGGGAGACAGACAAUCUGCUUUCAGAAUUCAUUUUGAAUGGGACAGUAACAUGGGAACUCCAGGAGCUUUUUAUAUUGACAAUUUUAUGCAAGGUGGUGAAUUCUUCCUUGUAAGUUUGACACUUGAUGAUGUUCCCAACGUUGGAAGCAUCAAAUUUGCUUGCAACUCAUGGGUUUACAAUUCUAAAAAAUACAAAACCGACCGCAUUUUCUUCGCCAACAAGACAUAUCUUCCAAGUGACACUCCGGCUCCAUUAGUAUACUACAGACAAGAAGAGUUGAAGACUUUAAGAGGAGACGGAACUGGAGAGCGUAAAGAAUGGGAUAGAAUAUAUGAUUAUGAUGUUUACAAUGAUUUGGGAGCACCUGACCAAAAGGCUACCUUGGCUCGUCCAGUUCUUGGGGGAUCAAGCACCUUGCCUUACCCGCGAAGGGGAAGAACCGGCCGAAAACCAACUAGAAAAGAUCCUAAGAGUGAGAGUCGAAGUGACACUGUGUAUCUUCCAAGGGAUGAAUCAUUUGGUCACACGAAGUCGUCUGACUUUCUUAUUUACAUACUCAAAUCGGCAUCUCAAAAUAUCAUACCUCAACUGAGAUCUGUAGUUACAUUACAACUCAAUAACCCAGAGUUUAACACAUUUGAAGACGUGCGCUCGCUUUAUGAUGGUGGAAUUAAGCUUCCUACUGAUAUACUAAGCAAGAUUAGCCCAAUACCAUUGUUCAAGGAACUUUUCCGAUCUGACGGUGAAUCAGCACUUAAAUUUCCACCACCAAAAGUGAUUCAAGUGGAUCAUUCCGCAUGGAUGACUGAUGAGGAAUUUGCAAGGGAGAUGAUUGCUGGGGUGAAUCCACACAUCAUCAAAAAAGUUCAGAGUUUUCCAAUAAAGAGCAAGCUAGAUAGCCAACUCUAUGGUGAUAAUACCAGCACAAUAACCAAAGAACACUUGGAGCCAAACAUGGGCGGAGUCACUGUAGAACAAGCUUACGAAACGAACAGACUGUUCGUACUAGAUCACCACGAUCCAUUAUUUCCAUAUUUGAGGAAAAUAAAUGCAACUGACACAAAAGCAUAUGCUACAAGAACAGUCCUUUUCUUGCAAGAUAAUGGAACUUUGAAGCCAUUGGCUAUUGAGCUGAGUACACCACAUCCUGAUGCUGAUAGUUUCGGUCCUGUUAGUAAAGUUUACUUGCCUGCAAGUGAAGGUGUUGACGCUUCAAUUUGGCUCCUUGCCAAGGCUUUCGUUGUUGUUAAUGACUCGUGCUAUCACCAACUUGUUAGCCAUUGGUUGAACACUCAUGCUGUUGUUGAGCCAUUCAUCAUAGCUACAAAUAGGCAUCUUAGUGUGGUUCACCCUAUUCAUAAACUUUUACUUCCACAUUACCGUGACACAAUGAACAUCAAUGCACUUGCUAGAAAUGUGUUGGUCAAUGCAGAGGGUAUUAUAGAAUCAACAUUCUUGUGGGGAAAUUAUGCUAUGGAAAUGUCUGCUACUGUUUACAAGGAUUGGGUUUUCACUGACCAAGGACUACCUAAUGAUUUAAUCAAAAGAGAAGUGGCUGUUAAGGAUCCAUCUGCUCCAUACGGUAUUCGUCUUUUGAUAGAGGACUAUCCUUAUGCUUCUGAUGGACUAGAGAUAUGGACUGCUAUUAAGACAUGGGUUGAAGAAUAUGUGAAUUUCUACUACAAAUCAGAUGGAGCUAUUGCACAAGAUACUGAACUCCAAGCAUUCUGGAAAGAAGUUGUAGAGGUAGGCCAUGGUGACUUGAAGAAUGCUACAUGGUGGUUUAAGAUGCAAACUCGCGCAGAGUUGAUUGAAGCCUGCACUAUCCUCAUAUGGAUAGCUUCAGCACUUCAUGCCGCUGUUAAUUUCGGACAAUAUCCAUACGGAGGAUACAUCCUUAACCGACCAACUAAGAGCAGAAGAUUCAUGCCUGAGAAGGGAACCUCUGAGUAUGAGGAUCUUGCUAAGAACUACGAGAAGGCGUAUUUGAGGACAAUCACACCAAAGAAUGAUACUCUUACCGACUUGACCAUUAUAGAGGUCUUGUCAAGGCAUGCUUCUGAUGAACAAUACCUUGGAGAGAGAAUUGAAGGUGAUGAUUGGACUUCUGAUUCACAACCAAAAGAGGCUUUCAAGAGGUUUGGAAAGAAGUUGGCUGAAAUUGAGCAAAAACUCACUCAAAGGAACAAUGAUGAGUCAUUGAGAAACAGGUAUGGGCCAGUGAAGAUGCCAUAUACUUUACUUUAUCCUUCUAGUGAGGAAGGAUUGACUUGCAGAGGCAUUCCCAAUAGUAUCUCUAUCUAA